Ceratina calcarata is the source of this 1401-nucleotide messenger RNA. RefSeq names its product neuropeptides capa receptor. Gene Ontology annotation, biological process: neuropeptide signaling pathway. The record is from RefSeq and is a predicted model, not a curated record. NCBI's taxonomy places the organism in Eukaryota, Metazoa, Arthropoda, Insecta, Hymenoptera, Apidae. Bases 1 to 1401 code for a protein of 466 amino acids. Gene Ontology annotation, cellular component: plasma membrane. Gene Ontology annotation, molecular function: neuromedin U receptor activity. The transcript has 6 exons.
AUGGAAACGUCGAGCGACGACGCGGACGAUUUGUUCGAUUUCUGGAAAGACUGGGACUUGGAGAAUCUUACAGAGUCCGAAUACUUGGAGAAGGUACUCGGGCCGAAGUAUUUGCCCAUGAAGAUGGUCGUACCGCUCACGAUAGCGUACGUCACGAUUUUCGUGACCGGGAUAUUUGGAAACGUCGCCACGUGCAUCGUGAUCAUAAGAAAUUCUUCGAUGCAAACGGCCACGAAUUACUACUUGCUCAGUCUGGCUAUAUCCGAUCUUAUUCUACUUGUUCUGGGAUUACCCAACGAGCUUAGUCUCUUCUGGCAGCAAUACCCAUGGGCACUGGGGCUUGGCCUUUGCAAGAUCAGGGCAUACGUGUCCGAAAUGUCUUCGUAUGUGUCAGUCCUCACGAUAGUAGCUUUUUCGAUGGAAAGAUAUUUGGCUAUUUGUCAUCCGUUUCGAGUUUACGCGAUGAGUGGUCUCAAAAGGCCCAUACGUUUUAUUCUGGCCGCAUGGUCGAUCGCGCUGGUUUGCGCCAUCCCGUUUGCGAUCUAUACGACAGUCAACUUCGUUGAAUACCCACCAGGUUCUGGGAAUUACUCGACCGAUUCCGCGAUUUGCACUAUACUGUUACCGUACAUGCCUGAUUUUCCUCUGUACGAAUUGAGCAGCGUCAUAUUUUUCCUGAUACCGAUGCUGAUCAUCUUGGUGGUGUACACGAGAAUGGGACUGAAAAUCAGAAACAGCACAACGAACACUUUGAACUCGGUGAUGCAGGGUGCUAUUCACGGUGACUCGAGACAAGUUCAAUCUCGAAAAUCCGUGAUUAGAAUGUUGAGCGCCGUAGUCAUUUUAUUCUUCAUCUGUUGGGCACCGUUUCACGCGCAACGUUUAUUAUACGUGUACGGGCAAGACUCCGAUUACUACCCCGAUCUAAGAGAGUGGCUGUACAUUUUGAGCGGCUGCCUCUACUACUUCAGCACCACUGUGAAUCCAAUUUUGUACAAUUUGAUGAGUGUUAAGUAUCGGAACGCUUUCAAACAAACAAUCUGCUGCGGGUCGAUGGUAUCGGGCAGAAAAGUCUGGACUGCCAGAGAGUCUCAAGUGUGCAAUAACAAUACAAACGGAAAAUCUGGUAACCCGGACUUUGGAUAUUCCGUGAGGAAUACAAUCAACCAGGCGAAGGAGAUGUUUCGGACCAAGAACGGGGAGGCUUUGGCUAAGGAUGGAAACACGAAUGAUAACGUUUCUCGGAAACCUUACAUGCUGAGGAAGGAAGAUUCCACGGAGAAACCUCUUCUCAAUCGAACGCAGUCCGCUUCGCAGGAACAAAGGGACGAAAACGAUCCAGCAUGCAAAUUAUUACUACAAAAAACUAUAUCCACGACCACCACUACUAGUGUCACAUAA